This is a messenger RNA of Actinia tenebrosa (Australian red waratah sea anemone), 2012 nucleotides long. RefSeq lists its product as uncharacterized. Lineage: Eukaryota; Metazoa; Cnidaria; Anthozoa; Actiniaria; Actiniidae. The record is from RefSeq and is a predicted model, not a curated record.
ACUUGCGUCAAUAUCAAAACGCAGCUUGGCUUCGAGAAGGAACAGAGAGAAAAUUUAGCUCGAUUGAGAGGAAAAAAAAUGCCCGGACAAAUCUUUAGGACGUGUUGUUGUUGUGAUCUAAGAACUGGUGUCAUACUUAUCGCACUGUUCUCCAUGGGUAUUGCUGCUAUAAAUAUCUAUACUGGAGUUGGUGCAGUACUUGAACUCAAGCAUCUUCAGCCAAAAAUUGACCAUGAAGAGAAAGAUCAACUUCCUAUUCCAUGGAAGUACUAUGAUGACACCAUCAACCUUGGUUGGUCCAAUAUUGCCUUUUUUGCAUCCGACUUGAUAAUAAGUGUCGUGCUGUUGAUUGGUGCGCUUCAGCGUCACAAGUGCCUCCUGACUACAUGGAUGGUUUGGACAUUAGUCGGCCUCGCUUAUCACCUUUCUGUGUCCAUCUUUUUCUUGAGCAUCUGGAAAGGAGUGCCGACGUUUGGCUAUACUAUGAUUAUUGACCUCAUCAUUGCAGUAUACUUCCUUCUUGUUGUGUACUCCUUCAAACAAGAAAUCAUCAACCAAGAAAGAAACCCUAGAAUCCCCCUGGUGAUGACGGCUGGCCAACCCAUCCAAGGAUUCUCCUACCCACCAACAGGGGUAAAUCCCUAUCAACAGGCCCCUCCUCCAUACAUGUACCCAGCGUCAAAUCCUCCACCCUAUGCCCAGUGUGCACCGGCAGGGGCUCCACCAGCCAAUGAACAGAAAGUACCUUUGUAAUGGCUUGUAAUUCCUUUAGUAACAAUCUGUAGUCUCCCAAUAAUCGUUUACACCUGUGUUUUUUUUUACCUCAUUACCAUAAGAGGAUUUAUUGUUUAUCUAGAGGAUAGGGGGCUCUACGGCAAUACUAUUUUUGUGUUACUCAGGGCACUUUCCAUUAAGUCCAACCGACAGGUCCAAGUACUCAAAUGGUACAUUUUGGUUCUUAUUAGUUUUUAGAACUUCAUCAACCAGUUCUAUAGAACUAAUGCAUACCAUUUAAGAACUGGUGGCUUGGACUGGUCAGUAGGACCUAAUGGAAAAUGCCCUCAGUGUCUGUCCCGUUCUUCUUAUCUUUGAUGCCCCACCUGAAAACAAAGUGAUCCUAAGUGUUGUAGUUUCCUUUCUGUCUAUCCUUCUAACUUAAUGCUCACUAUAUAUCUAUUUUACUUCAAACAAUAGUGCACAUGUUUUAGAGCAGAUACAGUGAACUGUCUAAUUUGGUAGGGCAGGACUUAAAAUAACGGCCCGACAUCUGACAAUGUCUGUCCAGAAUUGGGAGUUUUCUGUUCAAUUCUUUACCUUCCUGGUCGUUUUGACCAGUAAUAUUGAGAAAGGUAUGACUGAGAUAAAACUUAUUUGGUCGGCCAUCAUGAUUGGCGACUUAGCUGCAGUUAUUUUAAGCCCUGAUAGCCUAAACCAUGUUAGGAGAUUUUCACUCACAAGUGUCCUAAAAUACAUCUUUGAAAUGGACUGCAUUUAGUUUAGAAACCAGCAUGGGUACUCAUGUGUCAGUGUGCUUUUAUAUUAUUCUCAUCAGAAUCUAAAGAUUAGAUGACUAGUUGGCAAGUAUUUACAAAAAAUAUUGCAUUGAUAGCAAAAUAAAACCAACUUCCUUUGUAAGGUUAAUAAGAUAUCAUUUUUUCAACAAAACCAAUCCAAGCAAGCUCCUCAGCUUUUAGACUUCCCAUGCAUAUUCUUCCCAUUUUAACUUUAAAAUGUGCAAUAUUAUGUAAAACACCUAAAUUCUUUAUAUAUCAUGGUGUGAACUUAAAGAAAAAAACUUACUAACAACUAUUUGUGGGAUGAAAAAAAAAAAGUUAUACUGAUUACGAAGAUUCAGUGAUUUGUAUUUUUGAACAUCUUCAAGCAGGCUGAUUUAAGUCGUUUAUAGGCCCUAGCACUUUAUUUUACAUAUGUGUGUUAUUAUUUUGUAUAACGAUUGYAAUAACCAAGUCUUAUAAUAAAACAUGACAUCAACUCUGAUGUCGAUAAACCAA